Molecule: messenger RNA, 4175 nt
Organism: Acipenser ruthenus (sterlet)
Lineage: Eukaryota; Metazoa; Chordata; Actinopteri; Acipenseriformes; Acipenseridae
Product: segment polarity protein dishevelled homolog DVL-2-like
Exons: 16
Coding region: 331-2589 (752 amino acids)
Biological process (GO): intracellular signal transduction; canonical Wnt signaling pathway
Cellular component (GO): cytosol
Molecular function (GO): frizzled binding
Source: RefSeq, a predicted model, not a curated record
ACGAACUGAUUCGAGAAGUUUCACCUCGGUCUGGUUGGAGCACUGCAGACCGACGAUGGGGGCGAAUUUUUGGGGUACAGGCUCCCACAAAAACAACUAAUCGGCAGGCCGGGAGAGGGGAGGGGAAGGGUUACGCACGGACCGACGCACGGGGAGCCCACCUGACGUCAGACGCCGCGUUGGCUCCUAAAGAAAGUUUUUUUUUUUGUUGUUGUUAGAAAGUUUUGAGAUUUUUUUUUCUCUCCUUCGUAAAUCUAAAAAAUAAGUUAUAUAAAUAUACAUAACGUCGGGUCAAGGCGUGUGUUCCGAUCGCUUGCAAAGCGGUGGAAAAUGGCGGAAACGAAGAUAAUAUAUCACAUUGAUGAGGAAGAAACGCCUUAUCUGGUGAAAAUUCCGAUCCCAGCCGAGAACAUUACUUUACUGGAUUUUAAACAAGUUUUAAACAAGCCGAACUACAAGUUUUUUUUCAAGUCCAUGGACCAGGAUUUUGGAGUUGUGAAGGAAGAGAUUUCUGACGACCGCACCAAGCUUCCCUGCUUCAACGGGAGAGUCGUAUCCUGGCUGGUUUCCUCGGACAGCCCCUGUGCAGAAGCUGUGGCCCCUCCAGUAGAGAUCAGAGCGGACCCCUCUCCGCCCCCUCCCCCGCUGCCGCCCCCCCCUGCGGAGCGUACUGUGGGGAUUGGAGACUCCAGACCCCCCUCUUUCCAUCCGAAUGUCGCGGGCAGCCAGGAGAAUCUCGAUGACCAGACGGAAACCGAAUCGGUGGUCUCGUCUCGGCGAGAGAGACCACGCAGGAGGGAGAGCCACGAGCAGCACGGGGGUCCUCGGCUGAACGGGCAGAGCAGGUUAGAGCGCCAUCUAGCUGGCUAUGAGAGUGCGAGCACGGUGAUGAGCAGCGAGAUCGAGACCACCAGCUUCUGUGACUCCGACGAGGACGACACCAUGAGCAGGUUCAGCAGCUCCACGGAGCAGAGCAGCGCCUCCAGACUGCUGAAGAGACAUCGGCGCCGCAGGAAGCAGAGACCCCCGAGACUGGAGAGGACCUCUUCCUUCAGCAGUGUCACAGAUUCCACCAUGUCCCUGAACAUCAUCACAGUCACGCUCAACAUGGAGAAGUACAACUUCCUGGGGAUCAGCAUCGUGGGGCAGAGCAACGAGCGGGGCGACGGAGGGAUCUACAUCGGAUCCAUCAUGAAGGGGGGGGCCGUUGCCGCGGACGGGCGGAUCGAACCCGGGGACAUGCUGCUGCAGGUGAACGACAUUAAUUUUGAGAACAUGAGUAACGAUGACGCGGUCCGAGUCUUGAGGGAAAUCGUCCACAAGCCCGGGCCAAUCAUCCUAACAGUGGCCAAGUGCUGGGACCCGUCUCCCCAGGGCUACUUCACCCUGCCCAGGAACGAGCCGAUCCGCCCCAUCGACCCGGCUGCCUGGGUGUCUCAUUCAGUGGCUCUGACCGGAGCUUACCCUCCCUACCCUGGGAGCUCCUCCCUCAGCACCAUCACCUCCAGCAGCUCCAUGACAGAGACUGAACGCCUCUCGGAAUACAAACUAGGGUGUCCGGCUGUAACAAAAUGUUUUGACGACUUCAACCUCUCUCUCCACUCGGACAUGGCCUCCGUUGCCAAGGCGAUGGCCUCCCCAGAGUCUGGGUUGGAGGUUCGAGACAGGAUGUGGCUGAAGAUCACCAUUCCAAACGCUUUCCUGGGCUCUGACGUGGUCGAGUGGCUGUAUCACCACGUGGAUGGUUUCCAGGACCGUCGGGAGUCGCGCAAGUACGCCAGCAACCUCCUGAAGGCCGGCUUCAUCCGGCACACCGUCAACAAGAUCACCUUCUCUGAGCAGUGCUACUACAUCUUCGGAGAUUUCAGCGACUGUGAGAACUACAUGGCCAACCUGUCUCUGAAUGAUAACGACGGCUCCAGUGGUGCUUCAGACCAGGACACGCUGGCCCCCCUCCCCCUCCCCGGAGCCACCCCCUGGCCCAUGAUGCACACCUUCCCCUACCAGUACCCCCACCCCUACUCCAGCCAGCCCCCUCCCUACCACGAGCUCGCCAGCUACAGCUAUGGACCAGGCAGCACUGGGAGCCAGCACAGCGAAGGAAGUCGCAGCAGUGGCUCGACGCGCAGCGAGGGGGAGCGGAGGCGCGGGGGGAAGGGCAGCGGGCGGGACGAGAAGUCUGGAGGCGGGGCCGGGGCCGACUCGCGCUCCGGCAGCGGGAGCGAAUCAGAAUACUCGACUCGGAGCAGCCUGCGGAGAGACCACGCCUCCGUGGCAGGAAGCGAACACUCCCACCACUCCCACCACACUCAGCGUUCCCACCUCUCCCAGCACUCCCAGCGUUCCCACCUCUCCUACGGGCCUCCGGGGAUCCCUCUGUCCUACAACCCCAUGAUGGUCAUGAUGCUGCCCCAGCCUCACCCCCCUCCUCAUCCCCACCCCGGCAUGCUGCCCCCAGCUUCAGGAGGUCCUCCGGGGGCUCCCCCUGUCCGGGACCUGGCCUCUGUCCCUCCAGAGCUCACAGCCAGCCGGCAGUCCUUCCACUUAGCCAUGGGCAACCCCAGCGAGUUCUUCGUGGAUGUCAUGUGAGCAGGGGGCUGAUCAGCACGGCUACCGAUUUUGAACUUUCUUAAAGAGUACGAAAAAUAUAUCCAAGUGGCGUUAAUUAUUUUUACGUGGUUACGUCCGUAAUUAUUGAACGUUGAAAAUUCAAUGACAAACCACUAGAAGACAUCGAGACUCCCGUUUGUCGUUGAAUUUAUGAAGUUUUGAGUGUUAGACUGUAAUGCACAAGGGUUUCAGGCUAAUGCCGGCAAACGUUUUCAGAAAACCUACGAUGAAGGCGUUAGCCAAAACCGUUCUACCUUUUUUAGAUGAGUAGAUUCGUUGUAAAAUGACAGGAAAAUAUGUUGUCGUUCUAGUUACUGCCAAAAUAAAUUUAGCCCCGCGAUACAAGAUAGAUUUAAAUGGUUUUUGUAUCAAAUAGAACUACUUUUAAAAAAAAAUUUGAAAAAAAAUGUCAUAAUUCCAGUUGCACUGAAAAUUUCUUAGUUUGGUGUUUGUUUGUUUUUUUCUUCUGCAGUUCCCUGACUUGUAAAAUAAAUAAAAUUCUAAAAUAUAGCUGUUCAGUUCUAGAAUAGCAAGUCACUUUGAUAGGUGAGUUUUAGGUGCUUUUGACUAAGAGUUCAGGAGCCACUUUUAUUACCAGCCUGAUACAUGUAAUAUAGGUUAGAUCGGCCAGUGCAAUGCAGAUUUCAAGUUAGCUAUAACAUUUUAGAAGUAAAUUGAAAUCCGCAACUGUUUAAGAGCUGAAAACAAUUAAAAAGGUCUAAUUAAGCAAAUGAUCUGUUCAAUUUUAAGGGUCUAGUUAAGUAACCAGUGAUCUAGCACACUGCGAAUUUAUCACCAGCAAAACAAAAGGAAGUUGAUCCAAAGUGGCAGACCACCAGAUGGCGCUGUCCCUUACUUCUGUAAAGACUCCCGACUUAUCUAGCCUGUGUUACUUACAUCUAUGACAGACAACUAGGACUGAAGAGCAGCGCCUGAACUCAGUCAAAGCACCUUGACACGCAAAAAAUGUAAUACGAACCACACAGUUUACUGAAGUACAUAAAAAAAUAUACAGUGUAACAACAAAAACAGUCCCGUCCUGCAACAAACGCUGUCAUUUCAGAAAGCACUGGUUCCUGUUCAUUUCAGUAGUAGAAAAAUUCUACAUUAUCAAACGUUACCAAAAAACGAAAUGAUGUUUUGAAAUAUGUUAAUAAUGUGCCGAAUCAUAUUGUAGAACCAUGAAAUGGGGGCGCCAUCUGCAUCAUUUGAAGCGUGUUCCCAGAACAGUAACCCUUUGUGAAAUUUCCCUGUAAAAUACCUCUGGAAUUGUAACACACACAUUGCAUUGUGGUUGUCUGUAAGUGUUUUUUUGUUUUUCUAGGUAGGGACAUCUACUACAGAUAUUAAUAAUAUGAGACUCUGAGGUACUCUAUUGCCUGACGUUCGUGCCACAUCAUGAAGGGAGGGGAAUUUAAUGUAUUAAUAAUAAUUUUGAAGCCGAGACUGACAAUUGUCAGUGCGAUCCGUCAGUUUUAACCAAACAUUAAGGUGCUAAUGAAGAUUUUUGUCUAAGUACUGCCAUGUUUGUAUGUCUUUUUUAAUAAAUUUGUACUGGGCCCAAA